AGUGCAGUCCACUCUCCUCUGUGCAACAUGUCCUGGACUCCCAGACUCUUGGCUCUGGUCUUCCUGGCUGCCCUCCUCAGUGUUUCUAGUCUUGCUGACGGUGCAGCAGUGCGGGAUGACUCCAAGUCAGCUGACACCAAAGAGGGCGCUCGCAGGGUCUUCAUGCCUGAGGCCGACGCCGACAACUUUUUCAAACGCCGCAGUCGCCGCUCCGUGAGCUACUACGAACAGCUGGCGGAGCAGAAGGUCCAGCGGGCCAACACAGAGCGCUGGAGGGAAUACAACGAGGAUCGACGCAACAAGUACGAGAACUACGCCGAAGAGGACCGCGAUGAGCAAACUGAAAGAACGAGGGAGACAAACGAGCAGAUUCGGGAGUAUCACUACGAUGGCCGUUAUCCCCGAUACCACUGGUUCCACUAGUGAGGCUUCCACACCGACAUUUUUAAACUAAACUUACAUUUCCAUACGGCUUCAAAUGUUUACGGACACUUGUAUUGUGCAGCGAAUACUGGUGAAGUCAAUUGUAAAUAAAGG
Messenger RNA from Nerophis lumbriciformis (worm pipefish), 537 nucleotides. RefSeq names its product upper zone of growth plate and cartilage matrix associated a (gene ucmaa). The record is from RefSeq and is a predicted model, not a curated record. Gene Ontology annotation, cellular component: extracellular matrix. Lineage: Eukaryota; Metazoa; Chordata; Actinopteri; Syngnathiformes; Syngnathidae. Gene Ontology annotation, biological process: embryonic skeletal system development; regulation of osteoblast differentiation.